Vombatus ursinus (common wombat) is the source of this 1470-nucleotide messenger RNA. RefSeq names its product chromosome unknown C11orf53 homolog (gene POU2AF2). The coding region runs from base 1 to 1470 and encodes 489 amino acids. NCBI's taxonomy places the organism in Eukaryota, Metazoa, Chordata, Mammalia, Diprotodontia, Vombatidae. Gene Ontology annotation, molecular function: DNA binding; POU domain binding. The transcript is spliced from 9 exons. The record is from RefSeq and is a predicted model, not a curated record.
AUGUGGGGGAAGGAGGAGGGUCACACCAGACCCAGGCGUCUCCCAGCGAGCCAACGCCCCCUUGUGGUUGGAAGCCUAGCUCCAGUCAGUCCCUGCUCAGGAAGCGGGACCAGAUUGAGGGGACACCAACGAGCCCUUCCGGAGACAAGAGGCCAGGGAAGACAGAAGCGCAUUAAGGUGCCGCCGGCCCUGCUGUCUCCGACCCGGGGCCUGGCCCAACUACUUCCUAAGAAAGUGGGGAUGGAUGGACGCCGCAUCCCGAGCCAGGCCCACUCAAAGGUCCGGACGACUAUGACCGCCACUGCAGCGAACAGCCGAAAGCAAAAACGGGUCCACUUAAUGCGACCGACAAAUUGCCAGGAUUUCCGCCAACGCGCGCCGGAAGCGCUCCUCAGGAAGCUUCCGCGCUCGCCUAGCCCCGCCCCCAACUCCAGUGUUGGAGUAAAUCCUCCACCUCCCUCUAGGAACUGUGGCUGUGUGGGCAGCGCCCCCAGCCGGAAGGAGGUUGAAACUGAGCAGAGAUUGUUAGGAUUUGAGUAUUGGGAAGAAAGACGGCAUCUUGCCUCAGAAGAAGGGCAAUCAGAGUGUCUAGGGGCGACUGACACUCAGAAGGUCCCAGGAGACUACAGCAAGAGGGUCUAUCAAGGUGUCAGAGUGAAACACACAGUCAAGGAUCUGCUGGCAGAAAAAAGAUCCAGGCAAACAAGUAAUUCAAGAUUUAAUGGUGAUACCAAUGCCUCUCAGUCUCCAUUUGUCCAGAUGCCAGGCUCACUUGCAACGUCAGGUUACUAUGGUGUUAGAAGAUCUUUUUUAUCUGACUCGGAUUUCCACAACACUAAACAAUUUUCGAAUGAUGGCUACCAAUCAACCCUGGCUAAACCCUUUUCCUGUGAGUCCGCUACAAUGCAAAAUUACCCACCGAUCCUGGAUUCCUACUUUUCCGAGCCUUAUGGAGACUACCGCCCAGCAGCUCUAACCCCCAACACGAGCUCUCUCUUUGGUGCUUCGCCCUUGCCCCCGCCGCUUCUACAACCACACUUUACGAGUGACUCCACCCACUUCGUAUUUAGAGACUCAUGGGAGCAGGCAGUGCCUGAUAGCCUUAACCAGCCUGAUGUGGUGCCUUCAGACCCACUGCAGACACUACCAGCUGGCACUAAUUGCCUUUCACCACAGGAGUCUGGAAGCCCCUCUCAACACAGAAGCUCUGGUUGGGGGGCUGCUCUCCCUGGAGCUCAGCCCUACUCUCUGCAUGCCCUGGAGGACCUGCAUUACACUUCAGGUUACCCCACUCCUUCCUCCUACUCUUUCACACCUUUUAUGACAGUGACCAAUGAUUUAACUCCCAAGGUGAUUCAGCUCUCUUUAGAUGAGUCCCUGGAUACGACCUCUCUUCAUGAGAGUCCAUCCUGGACAAAGGAAGAUGGGAAUGGGGUAUGGGGGUCCUAUGAAUGUCGAAGAGCUUACUGA